AUGCGCCGCCUCCACCUCGCCGCCGCCGUCCUCGCCGUCUUCCUCCCCCUCGCCGUCUCCGCGGCCGGGGGCAAGGCAGCGGCAGCGGCAGCUAAGGCGCCCGUUGGCCCGCCGGCCCCGCCGAACAUCACGGCGGCGAUGGCCAAGGGCGGGUGCAAGGCGUUCGCGGCCCUGGUGGCGGCCUCGCCGGACGCGCACUCCACGUUCCAGUCGGCCGGGGACGGCGGCGUGACGGCCUUCUGCCCCAGCGACGACGCCGUGAGGUCCUUCAUGCCCAGGUACAAGAACCUCAGCGCCGACGGCAAGGCGUCGCUGCUGCUGUUCCACGCCGUGCCCGUGUACUACGCGCCGCGGAGCCUCAAGUCCAACAACGGCGUCAUGAACACGCUCGCCACCGACGGCUCCGCCAACAACUUCAACUUCACGGUGCAGAACGAGGGCGAGCAGGUGACCAUCAAGACGGACGCCUCUGACCACGCCGCGCGGGUCAAGUCCACCGUCUACGACAAGGACCCCAUCGCCAUCUACGCCGUCGACACGGUGCUCGAGCCGGUGGAGCUCUUCGAGCCGGCGGACUCCCCGGCGCCGGCGCCGGCUCCCGCCCCUGUCGCGGACGCGCCCAAGGCCCCCAAGAAGCAGGCGCGCCACCGGCCUGUAGCGGACGCGCCCGGACCGGCCGCCGAGGACGCGUCGCCCGCCGACCAGAGGAAGAAUUCUAAGAAGAGCGCGGCGUCCGCCGCCCCGUGUCUGCCAUGGGCCGCAGUCCUGCCUGUCGCCGUGGCCGUGGCCGCCGCUCUGGCAUAG
Molecule: messenger RNA, 804 nt
Organism: Triticum turgidum subsp. durum (durum wheat)
Lineage: Eukaryota; Viridiplantae; Streptophyta; Magnoliopsida; Poales; Poaceae
Source: the annotation of a GenBank genome assembly